AUGGAUACUUACAAAAGAGCUGAAAUUAUAACAUCUCAUCCGGUUGCUACUGCAAAAUUUUUUCAUUUAUUGGUUUCUAAUAUCUUAAAUAUUAUGAUUAUCGGUGGUGUUCUUGGACCAAUAAAGGCUUGUUUUGGUACUGUUGAAAGUCAAGGCCGAGGUUCACUUCAUUUACACCUUCUUAUGUGGCUUAAUCAUGAUAUGAAACCAGCUGAUCUGAAAGAAAAAAUUCAAGAUGCCAGUUUUCGUGAAAAGUUAAAAGCAUACUUAGAAGAUAUUAUCAAAGAAGAUUUAGAUGACUUCAAGGACAAACAUGUCUUUGAGAAUUUUAACGAUAUAGAAUUUUUUUGCCAGCAUAUCGACUUCUACUUUUAUGUUAUAGAACCAGGAUCAUUCGAUACUUCUCCACGAAUAUCACAAGACAAUAUUUAUGCAGCCUUACGUACUAUCGAUCUAACAGGCUGUGCAGAAAAUGUAUGUCCAUCUCGUGUUAGCACGACGCCGAGAAAAUAA
This is a messenger RNA of Rotaria sp. Silwood1, 513 nucleotides long. Lineage: Eukaryota; Metazoa; Rotifera; Eurotatoria; Philodinida; Philodinidae. The record is from the annotation of a GenBank genome assembly.